Messenger RNA from Leucoraja erinaceus (little skate), 942 nucleotides. Its product is annotated as probable G-protein coupled receptor 139. Gene Ontology annotation, molecular function: G protein-coupled receptor activity. Gene Ontology annotation, cellular component: membrane. NCBI's taxonomy places the organism in Eukaryota, Metazoa, Chordata, Chondrichthyes, Rajiformes, Rajidae. The transcript is spliced from 3 exons. The record is from RefSeq and is a predicted model, not a curated record. Gene Ontology annotation, biological process: G protein-coupled receptor signaling pathway. Bases 1 to 942 code for a protein of 313 amino acids.
AUGGGAGACCUGGUUUUCCUCUGGGUCCAAGACGUGUUCUACCAUUCGCUGGCUGUUGUCGGGGUGACCGCGAAUGUCAUCACCAUCGUCAUCCUGUGCCGAGGGAGCUGUGGCCUCGCCGGCUGCACGGUCCGGUACCUGGUGUCCAUGGCCGGGGCAGACCUGCUGGUCAUCAUCUUCUGCGUGGUCCUCAACCAACUGGUCUUGUUCUACUUCCCCUACUCCGUCCUCCUGCACUACAGCGUCUGUGCCCUCAGCAGCAUCGUGAACGCGGCGGCCGUGGACUCCUCCGUUUGGCUCACCGUGGCUUUCACCUUCGACCGCUUCGUCGCAAUCUGCUGCCCGCGAAUGAAGCUCCGUUAUUGCACGGAAAAAACGGCGACCCGGGUGGUCACCACCUUGUGCGCCGUCAACUACCUGCGAAAUAUCCCACGAUAUUUCACCUACGAACUCGCCCGGAGCCCCGUCCCUUUGGGCCGUGUACAUGUGGACGGGACGGUGCUAACCCCUCUCAUUCCCUACGUGGGAAUUCUGCUGCUCAACGCUCUGACCGUCCGUCACAUCUUGGUGACGAGCAGGGCUCGCAAGAGUUUCCGCGGAACCGGAGGCGGCGGUCAACAGGUGGACACCGAGAUGGAGAACAGGAAGAGGUCCAUGGUUCUCCUCUUCACCAUCUCGGGCAGCUUCGUGAUACUGUGGAUCCCCAGGGUAGUGGACUUUGUGUACCAGGAAAUCCUUCUGGAGAUGACGCCCAACCUCAAAGUUAGCCAGGUGGGAGCCAUGCUGAUGUAUCUCAACUCUUGCAGCAACACCUGUAUCUACGCCCUGACCCAGGCCAAGUUCAGGGAGCAGGUGUAUGAGCUUGUCACCUUUCCCGUCUGCCGGUUGCUGAAGUUCCUCUCGGACUCAGUGCCCAAGCGUGGACUCCGCCCGCGACACUGA